Messenger RNA from Octopus bimaculoides (California two-spot octopus), 2283 nucleotides. RefSeq lists its product as uncharacterized. Gene Ontology annotation, molecular function: protein binding. The record is from RefSeq and is a predicted model, not a curated record. Lineage: Eukaryota; Metazoa; Mollusca; Cephalopoda; Octopoda; Octopodidae.
GCUAAACAUGACAUUACAUGUUCGAGUGUUGUGUUACGGUGAUGGCUUUUUAUUGACAAUUCACCUGAACAGAGACAGACAGACGACGCAUGUGCGUCCGUGCACACGUAUUUCCGUAUAAUACAUGGUCUGUAGUUGCUUAGAUAUCAUGUAGACCAGUGAUUAAGGUGUUGGACUCACGAUCACGAAAGUCGUGGGUUCGAUUCAUAGAUCGGGCAGUGCACUGUGUCUCUGAGCCAGAAAUUGGUUGUUUUUGCAGAGCUCUGACAUGCUCAUCUGUAAAUGAAGAACCAGCCGACUGCUGGUGCCACACACACGCUCUCUCUCUCUCUCUCUCUCUCGUCACAUCUUUGAUAUUCUACAAGGCCAAGGAUGAACGGACCAACAGUGGUGGCUCUACUCACCUAAAAACAAAGCAAACGUGGUAACAGCUGCUACAAAGUCGUAUUCACUUGCUGAGAAUAUGGAUAAGCAGCCUUUUUUUGUUUUUCCCUUUCUCUUAAAUAACACCAACGUACACACUGGUGUUUGUGUCGGACGACCGUAGCUCAUAAAAGCCAAAGGAUCGAGAUUCCAAAUCUUGCUAUUCUUUACACGGUUACAUUACCAACACAGCCCUGUUCGCUUUGACCAAACAAGCUGCAGAGGUGCCAUCUUAUUCUUUGCUAAUUCCAUCAAAGCAAAUAAUGAUGUCAAAUGAUGCCAGCAGAAAUCAGAAUGGUAGAGAUACUCCGAGUAAUUCUCUCUCAAACAGCCAACAACAGUCAUUCAGUUCUUUGGAAGCAGCUCUGCAGGGUAAGGUCUCCCUGCAGUCCCAAAGAAUGUCUGAGAGUUACCUCAUUAAACCUCCAAUGACGACAAAAGGACCCAGACGUGACCACCCAGAACGACCACCCCCACCAUCAUCAAUAUACAGUUCAACUGGUUUAACAUCACAGUUAGACAUUUCUGAAAAUCCUCAUCAAGAUGAUUUCCUUGUUAAUGUCGCCCGACCAAAGUCUUCCUCCUUGUCCAGGUAUAAACCACUGCCAGCCAUAAAACCAAAGUUUAUGACUCCUACACCCAGAGAUAUCCAUGUUAUACCAACUGACACAACAGUGGACAUGGAUUCUUGUCAAGUCAAAGAUACAGAAUUCUUCCAGCUCUAUAGAAACAAAAACAAACAUUUUGACACAGUUCUCAAUCAGUCAGCAUCUUCGAGAGGUUUGCCAUUAAACUUCCAUUUUGAAGAGAAUGAAAGUUUAUUUUCAGACACUGAAUCUGAUGAAAAAACUUCCAAUACCUUGCUGGUAGCACCAGAAUGUGUUGGGCAAAAUAUUCUACUGGCAGUAAAAUUACCCAACAGUCAGCGAAUUCAGAAAUGUUUCCAUCCAGAUGAAACUUUCCGAGCAGUGCGUCAGUUUGCCGAACAUGAGAGUGGGGAAAAUUUGUCAGACUAUCAGUUGGUUUGUAACAUGCCUCGGAUCCUGCUUGGUUUGGAUACCACAAUACGUGACAACGGACUUUUAGAUAAAACAUUGCUGCAUUUAGAACAUUCUGGAACAUUCAGAGAUCAUAAAUUACAACAUUGAAUGGUUUCACAAGGUUUAAAUAAACGUCUUAUACCAGACCUGGCUUUUGGCUCAGAAUGGAUGACGAGGAAUGACCAGUCAUGCUAUAGCUAAUAAUGGUGACAUAAGCCGUGAGCAAGACGUGAGCAGAGAUGACCAGACAGUUUCUAGGAAGUUUUGAAACAAUGAAAUCUUUUGGCAGAGUCCAGGUUUUGCUUGUCUAUAUUUGUGACUUUUUAUUUAGUAAUUUAAAAGUAAAAUAAUUCAGAAUUCUGUAAAUUUCAAAGAAUUUUAAAGGAAACAAAAGAAAAAACAUUAAAAUAUGAUUGUAUUUUGAAGAAUUCUUGAUAUUUCCAACAACUUUAGAAAAAUAUGGAAAUAAUCUGCCUUAUCUGCUCACAAUUUUCAGUUUUUGCAGCUUUAGUCUGGAAUAAAUCAGGAUUAAUUCCAAAGUCGUCAGGAAUAAACGUUUUACAAAAUUUUUACUGAAGUGGGCCCUGAACAAUUCAUUUUUCUUUCACCCCAAACUUGACAAAGACCCAUCUUUCUUUAGACAUUACACCUCCUGCUUUGACAGGAAUAUUUUUUUUUUCAACAGGAAAUUCUGAAUAAAGUUUGUCUAACCACUAAAAAGGUCUCCACACUCGAGAACGUAUUUCAAUAUACCUGAAGUUGUACUUCCUAUUAGGAGGACAGAAUCAGAAAUGCUGUUUUUUUUUUUUUCAAAAUAAAA